GUAAGGAAAGCCACCCGGAUGGGAUUGGAACGGCAGGCGGAAAGGAUCGUCGUCAUGGUAGAAGUGAGGGAGGAGGCCCCAGAACGACUGGGAGCUUCACGGUCAACUAUGAUGGACACUUUAGAAGAAGAAAACUUCGCGCUGGCCAUUUCUUCCGCUUCUGAUGCAGAAUUUGAUGCCGUAGUUGGAUGUAUAGAGGACAUUAUCAUGGAUGGCGAGUUCCAAUUAUUACAGAGAAGCUUCAUGGAAAAGUACUACCAAGAGUUCGAAGAUACAGAAGAAAACAAACUCAUCUAUACUCCUAUUUUUAAUGAAUAUAUCUCUUUGGUCGAAAAAUAUAUUGAAGAACAGCUGCUUGAGAGGAUUCCUGGGUUUAACAUGGCCACUUUCACUACAACAUUACAACAGCAUAAAGAUGAAGUAGCGGGUGAUAUAUUUGACAUGCUGCUCACAUUUACGGAUUUCUUGGCCUUCAAAGAAAUGUUUUUGGACUACAGAGCUGAAAAAGAAGGCCGAAGUCUGGACUUAAGCAGUGGUUUAGUGGUGACAUCAUUAUGCAAGUCAUCUUCCAUACCUGCUUCCCAGAACAAUUUACGACAUUAGUUCAAAUUCUCUGGAUGAGAGUUUAUCAUCUUGGACAUUCCAAACUUGAAAGAUGGUGAGUGACCACAACGUGAUCAAUGACCAACAUGCUCAGUGAUUGGGGAAUACAGCUGGAAAAGACUGACCUUGUUUUGGUGCUUUUAAUUAAUGUUAAGUGUACAGUGAUCAUAAAGAACCCUGCUGGAAUAUUAUAGGCUUCUCAUGAAAUAUCCCCGUUAGCCCUGGUGCACCAGCCAAAGUGGCCUCAGCCCCGGGUUGCUUCUGACCGGGAAAGAGGACACGUGUGCAUGUGUGUGUACGUGUGUACACAUUCGUAUAUACACUUCAGGAUGAAAUUAUAUUGCCCAUUUCAGCUAUUGCUCCCUUUCAGUAUAUUGUGGGAGAGGAACCCAGGAUGAGUGUUAUCAGCAUGUUUCCUUUAAAUCAAAAAAUAUUACGACUUAAGUUCUCCAUCCUAAACAUGGACAGAUUUUCCUCACACCUCUUUGUGGCACAAGGCUGUCUUUGGCUGGUACAUAUGUCAACCCAAGGAAUCCUACUCCUAUAUUUUGUUAUAUCUUUUUGUGUUCAUCUAGGGACAGUUAUUCAAGCCCAGCUCAUUUUCUUAGGGAUUUAUGAAGUUGAUGUUUUAACUUUCUUUUCACUGUGGUAGGAACAUUGGGAGGAACACCAGUUUGGCUGGGAGUCCUCCGAACUAAAAUAUAUAAACCAACUCAUAGUCUCAGGUUUGUAAAAAUCUUGUGACCUCAGCAUGACCUUGUGCUGGUCCUUAUAGCAGCAGUCUUAUUAUGUCUAGCCAAAGCACCCUUUGAGAAUCUACUAACAGUGUACAUUGUAGUAGCAAAUUCUAAGAUCUGAUAAAUUUGGUUUGGACACUUCAUGAAUGUCCAGUUAGGAAGAAGGCUAAGUAUUAUGUUAUAAAGCUUUUUAGGUUUAAAGUAUUCUUGGGUGAUAAGUUAUCUUACAUUAUUAAUUCCAUUUUGUCAAAGACCCUACAGGUUAUAUACAGACAUCUGAUUUAUAUUGAAAAAACAGGGACUGAAACAUGUGCUUUUUUCAUAAUGCUCCCAUGGUUAGUGUAAAUCUGUUAAAGGGCUCUGUGUCAGAGAUCAUUUUUUCCUUCAAAAAGUGUGUAACUCCCAACCUUGUUAAUAUUCUCUCCUCUUAAAACCUUUCCUCCCAAGAUGGUGUUCCACUGACCCACACGAGUGAAUAAGAGGAGGAAAUGGGCAAAGGCUUGAAUUAUCAUCUCUGCUUUUUUCAGAUUACGAAGAUGUUUAGUUUCUCUAAUAACUGUUAAGGUACUGAUAAAUGUAUGUGUCAAAACACUUUGGAGGGAAGAAAAGACAGGUGGCUGGCUGACUUUCAAUUGAAAACUAUUGAAUUUUAAUUUAACUGUUCCAGUUUUAAGGCACGGACUGAAGAUUGCUUCUUUUUAAAAUACAGGUGCAAAUGCAUAUACAUAUGUCAUGUAUUGAGGAACAUGGGUUGGUUUGGGGUCUUUGGGUUUGUUUUUUUUUACUAGAAGUGUAAUCUGACAUACUUAUCCAGAACAUCAUCAGACACUCAGAUAUUAAAGAUCAUUCUUUCUUUAA
Molecule: messenger RNA, 2198 nt
Organism: Dromiciops gliroides (monito del monte)
Lineage: Eukaryota; Metazoa; Chordata; Mammalia; Microbiotheria; Microbiotheriidae
Gene: ARL2BP
Product: ADP ribosylation factor like GTPase 2 binding protein
Exons: 7
Coding region: 19-603 (194 amino acids)
Biological process (GO): positive regulation of tyrosine phosphorylation of STAT protein; maintenance of protein location in nucleus
Cellular component (GO): mitochondrial intermembrane space
Source: RefSeq, a predicted model, not a curated record